AUAUCCUUCUACAUAUAUUCACAAUUUGUAGGUAGUACAAGAACUGAAAAAUAAUUUUUGGUUGCCAGUAUACCUGUAGUCGUUGCACUGAUCAGUCGAUAGUUUUGUGAUAAAUUAUUUCUCAAGUGAAUUAAAUUAUUAACCAUGGGACGUGAUUCUAGAAAGGUUUCAAGAGAACUUCGGAGUUCUGAAAAAAUUAAUAAGUCGCGUUCAGUCAAAAGAAAGAAUGUUUUUAAUCCGAAAACAGCCGAACGUGAUGAAAGUAUUCAGAGUACAUCUUCUAAAAAAUUAAAACAAAACACUGAAGAUGAUGUACCUGAAGACAGCAGUACUGAAUUUCGAAUAAUAAAUUUUAUUCAGGUAUUCACUGCAAUUUCUGCUCUUAUAAAAUGUAAAAAAUGUGAUGGAAAUGUAGUGUUUCAAACAGCAAGUACACGUGGGCUGGGAUUCAAAAUUGUAGUUGCAUGUAAUAACUGUGGAAAUGAAUAUAUUCCUUCCUGUUGAAAAUAUGAAAUCUGCUAUAAUGGCAACCUUUUAUCACUACGGCUCGAGUGAUGAAAAACCGAAUCAUGAUAUGUGUCCAAAAGGCGAAGAAUCUUGGUGCUCUUACCAGCGCGCUGAAGCAAGAGGAGAGCUUGAUACCUUUUCUCACGAUUAUUCUCCUUUACCUUCUGAUGUUUUAAAAGCUAUCAAGCCUAUAUACGAAGAUCUUAGUAAUGAAAAUUUACUUUCAAGAUGUGUAGGUGGAUUCAAUCAGAAUAAUAAUGAAAGCUUUAACCAACUAGUAUGGAAAAUAUGCCCAAAAACGGUAAAUACUAGUUUUACUAUCGUACAAAUAGCUGCAUACGUUGCUAUGUGUAUAUUUAAUGAGGGUAUAAAUUCAUUAUUAGUCUUGAUGAAUACACUAGGACUUAAUUGUGGGCCUAAUUCUCAUCGGUAUGCAGAAAGAAUGGAUGCUGCACGUAUCAAAGUAGCAGAUAAGCGCGCUAAUGAUAACACCCGAGAAGGUCGAUUGCAACGUAGGCACCAGCAAAUCGAUAUUUUGGAAGCUGCUAUGUCGGCUGAAGAGCUAUUAUAUGGUCCAGGAAUAGAUGACUCAGUAUGAAUCUCCAAGGACUUAUGAUGAUCACCGCAAAGGACUUCGGGAGGAACGGGCUCUACAAAAACAGCGAUAACUUUUUGAAUUAUUAAUUUUUUUUUUUGAAAUUUUCGUGAAGUCAAAUCGAAACGUGUUCUAAUAAAGCUAUGUUUUUAUUUUUGUCAAAUAAAGUAAUUAACUACAAAAAAAAAAUUAUUGAAAAUCAUCAUUUUUUCAUACCCCUGAG
Molecule: messenger RNA, 1325 nt
Organism: Microplitis mediator
Lineage: Eukaryota; Metazoa; Arthropoda; Insecta; Hymenoptera; Braconidae
Exons: 2
Coding region: 482-1105 (207 amino acids)
Source: RefSeq, a predicted model, not a curated record